This is a messenger RNA of Knipowitschia caucasica, 1539 nucleotides long. The record is from the annotation of a GenBank genome assembly. Lineage: Eukaryota; Metazoa; Chordata; Actinopteri; Gobiiformes; Gobiidae.
AUGCCUCGUUCCAGCGGCUCUACGUCCUCCGCCAAGAGCGUCCGCAGGGCACCGUCCGAGCUGGAGAGGGCAGACUCCAUCACGUCGCCAAAGUUCCUGCGGCGGCGGCAGAGUCUGAUCGAUGACGCGCGUAAAGAGCGGGAGGCAGCGGCGGCCGCAGCUUCAGCCGCGGAGGUCAGUGAACAGAUCGUGUUUGAGGAAGACGACGGAAAAGCGCUGCUCAACAUCUUCUUCACGCUCAGCAACAAGACGCAGGUCCUGUCCCGCGCACUCAAAGUCUUCGAGACUUUUGAGGCAAAGAUCCACCACCUGGAGACGCGACCCUCCCGUCGGCUGCGGGACGGCCUGGAGGGGCUGGAGUACUUCGUCCGCUGUGAAGUGCACCUCACAGACGUCAGCACUUUGAUCGGCUCUCUGAAGAGGAACGCUGAGGACGUCAAAACCAACAAAGAGGUCAAAUUUCACUGGUUCCCAAAGAAAAUAGGAGACCUCGACAAAUGCCACCAUUUGGUCACAAAAUUUGAUCCAGAUUUAGACCAAGAUCAUCCUGGCUUCACAGACCCAGUGUACAGACAGAGGAGGAAGAUGAUUGGGGACAUUGCCUUCAGAUACAGGCACGGACAGCCCAUUCCCAGAGUGGAGUACACGGCCGAGGAGAUAAGCACAUGGAGAGAAGUCUACUCCACCCUGAGAGACUUGUACCGCACCCACGCGUGCAGCGAAUACCACGAGUCCUUCUGCCUCCUGGAGAAACACUGUGGCUACAGCCCCGACAACAUCCCACAGCUGGAAGAUGUGUCCAACUUCAUGAAGGAGCGAACCGGCUUCAUCCUGCGGCCGGUGGCAGGUCUGCUCUCAGCCAGAGACUUUUUGGCCAGUUUGGCGUUCAGAGUGUUCCAGUGCACCCAGUACAUCCGCCACGCCUCGUCCCCCAUGCACUCCCCCGAACCUGAUUGUGUCCAUGAGCUGCUGGGCCACGUUCCCAUGUUGGCCGACCGCAUGUUUGCCCAGUUCUCGCAGAACUUGGGCCUGGCCUCAUUAGGAGCCUGUGACGAGGACAUCGAAAAACUAUCCACGCUGUACUGGUUUACGGUGGAGUACGGUUUGUGUAAACAGAACGGCGAGCUGCGAGCCUACGGUGCUGGACUGCUGUCUUCAUACGGCGAACUGGUGCAUUCGCUUUCGGAUGAGCCAGAGCGGAGAGAGUUUGAUCCGGAGGCGGCGGCGGUGCAGCCUUAUCAAGACCAGACCUAUCAGCCCGUCUAUUUUGUUUCUGAGAGCUUUGCAGAUGCGAAGGAGAAAUUCAGGGCUUUUGUCACCGGAAUCAAGCGUCCCUUCGCCGUGAGGUACGAUCCAUUUUCCUGCAGCGUGGAGGUCUUAGACAAUCCCCUCAAGAUCCAAGGAGGCCUGGAAUGCCUCAAAGACGACCUGAAGACGCUCACAGACGCCCUGAGUGUGCUCUCCAAAGAUGACAUCAUCGCUUGUGUCCAGUUCCCAGCGGCAUCAGGUAUGACCCACGGACGCAUCACUCUCACCUGA